Cynoglossus semilaevis (tongue sole) is the source of this 4937-nucleotide messenger RNA. RefSeq names its product protein kinase C-binding protein 1. The transcript has 20 exons. The coding region runs from base 732 to 4199 and encodes 1155 amino acids. Gene Ontology annotation, molecular function: transcription corepressor activity; protein binding. NCBI's taxonomy places the organism in Eukaryota, Metazoa, Chordata, Actinopteri, Pleuronectiformes, Cynoglossidae. Gene Ontology annotation, cellular component: nucleus; cytoplasm. The record is from RefSeq and is a predicted model, not a curated record. Gene Ontology annotation, biological process: regulation of DNA-templated transcription.
GAAGUGCAACCAUUUAUACCAUAUUAAAAACAGUAGCAACUUUAUUUUUAUUUAAAAGAGAUUUAAAUAUAUGGAACAACAAUCAUAUCUACAUAUAAUACAGCCAUCCAUUCUCUCUUAAAAAAACAAAAACAACACAAUUUAAAGUGUCUGGAUGUCACUGAAAUGACCUUGACAUCAAGGUUUCAAAUUCAGGUUAGUGCAGUGUGUCGUGGUGGUGCUAGAAACAAACGUCUGACUCUCCGUCGGUGCAGUAAACAGGAAGGCAGAGCCGGAGCCGCGCAGCCACUCGACCGUACAUCACAGCCACAAACACAUGACCACAGUCAACGCCGUUUCUCUCCUUCUGUUCAGUUUGUACUUUAACCAUCAAACAGGUCUCUCCAAAAAAAAAAAAAAACAACCAAAAAAACUAAAUCUCUCGGAGCUUUUCUCUCUGUGAAAUGUCUGCAUUGCAGCAAAAAUUAAUUUUAAAAGGACGAGGGGAGCCUGCACAGUGAUCAGUGUGGCAGAGCGCAGCCAACCAAUGACGUUCCACCCUGUUGGCCCUCCAGCCAAUUGCAGCUGCAGUUGAGGUUAAAGAUUGACAAUCGCAGGGAGAGCAGCAGCAGGGAUAGCAUGGGCCUUCUGGAAAAUUCCACAGCCAUCUUUGAUUCCCCCCUGCACUGGCUCAGAUAAAACCCAGUCUGGCUGAGGAGGAGAUUAAGACGGAGUCCGAUGUGGUAGAGGGGAUGGACGCGGCUCUGCGCUCCAAAGUCCCUGAUGCCCCAGGGUCAGCAGAACGACCGGUGGCUCCACAGAAAAGGAAGGUGUCGAGUCCCACCCACUCGUCCAAUGGACACUCUCCCUCAGACACUUCUCCCAGCCCGCUGAAGAAGAAGAAGAAGCCCGGGGCGGUCAACAGCGGCAGCAAAGACCAGUCAGAGCUAAGACAUGGUCCCUUUUACUAUAUGAAGCAGCCAGCACUCACCACAGACCCUGUUGAUGUUGUACCGCAGGACGGCAGGAACGACUUCUACUGCUGGCUGUGCCACCGCGAGGGCCAGGUGCUCUGCUGUGAGCUCUGCCCCAGGGUGUACCACGCCAAGUGCCUCAAACUACCAGCCGAGCCCGAGGGCGACUGGUUCUGUCCAGAAUGUGAGAAAAUAACGGUCGCCGAAUGCAUUGAAACUCAAAGCAAAGCAAUGACGAUGCUGACGAUAGAUCAGCUGUCGUACCUGCUCAAGUAUGCACUCCAGAAGAUUAAACAACCGGGGACUGAGCCUUUUCAGAAACCAGUGUCACUGGAACAGCAUCCGGACUACGCUGAAUACAUCUUCCACCCCAUGGACCUGUGUACUUUAGAAAAGAAUGUAAAAAAGAAAAUGUACGGCUGCACAGAAGCCUUUCUCGCUGACAUGAAGUGGAUUUUACACAACUGUAUCAUCUACAACGGAGGUAAUCACAAGCUAACAGCAACUGCAAAAGUCAUCGUCAAGAUCUGUGAACAUGAGAUGAACGAGAUCGAGGUGUGUCCAGAGUGCUACCUGUCGUCAUGCCAAAAAAGGGACAACUGGUUCUGUGAGCCCUGUAAUCAACCUCACCCUCUGGUCUGGGCCAAACUAAAGGGAUUUCCUUUCUGGCCUGCAAAAGCACUUCGGGAAAAGGACGGACAGGUAGACGCUCGGUUCUUUGGUCAACACGACAGGGCAUGGGUUCCCAUCAACAACUGCUACCUCAUGUCCAAGGAGAUUCCCUUCUCCGUGAAGAAGACCAAAAGCAUUUUCAACAGCGCCAUGCAGGAGAUGGAGGUCUACGUGGAAAACAUUCGAAAGAAGUUCGGGGUCUUCAACUAUGCACCCUUCCGCACGCCCUACACCCCCAACAACCAACUGCAGAUGCUGCUGGACCCCUCCAACCCCGGCGCCGGGACAGUGAAGACGGACAAACCCGAUAAGCUGCGCUUAAACUUCGACAUAACGGCGUCUCCUAAGAUGGUCCUCAGCAAGAGUUCAACAACCAGCAGUAUGAGUCGGAGGGUCUCCAUGACGGAUAUGCCCCGGUCCCCGAUGAGCACCAACUCCUCGGUCCACACGGGUUCUGAUGGGGAGCAGGAUAUGGAAAAGCCCGGAAGGAACGCCGCCUUUCACUACAGCACUGGAGAGGAGUCGAUGGACUGUUCUGCGUCUCCUGUCUCUGGAAAGUCGGCGCCAGCAGCCAGUGUUACAGGAAGCCCAAAGCCCCUAAACUCUGGACUGGUACCCAAGCAGGAGAGGACCUCAGGCACGGGCGGCAUCCUCAACCUCAACUUAGAUCGAGUGAAGGCUGAAAUGGAUCUGAAGGAACUCAGUGAAACGGUGCAGCAGCAACAACAUCAGCAGCAACAGGGGGCGUCGAUGACCCUCCCCACCACCAAGAGACACAUGAGGAGCCUGGACAAAACCAUUGAGAGCUGCAAGGCUCAGCUGGGCAUCGACGAGAUCUCUGAAGACGUUUACAAAGGCGUGGAUCACAGCGACUCCGACGACUCGGACAAGUCCGACUCCAGCGACAGCGAGUACCUGAGUGACGAGGAACACAAGCCAAAGAGCUCCGCCCAGGACGAGAAGGAGAAAGUCGAGAAAAAGAAACCCAAACCAAGUACGGACAGAGAGAACAAGGAGGCGGCCACGGGUGGGGGGGACACGCCCAGUCUGGAACCUCUGCUUAAAGAGAAACCGGGGAGCAACGGCACGGACCGAGACGUCCAGGACCGACCCAGGACGCCACAGGCCCAAACUCAAACGGACAAACCCAAAGGCCCAGAGGAGAGCAGAGCCGCCGCCUCUGCCUCCGCCUCCGCCGGCACCUCCGCCACCGAGCAGGACUCUGACUCAGAGAGAGAGCUGGUCAUCGACCUGGGUGACGAUCACGCCGGUCGGGACUCCAAGAGGUCCAGGAAGGAGCCGGGGGCGUCUGCUGCGAAACAUCUCAAAGAGACCAAUGUCGUCAAGGUAGAAGCAGGUAAACUGCCGUCCUCGGCUGCUGCCGCAGCAGUGACGUCACGUGACGCCUCCUCUGGACAGAAAGAGUCAUCACAACACGCCAGCUCCACUGCCCACGGCCUGGGCUCCGCCGCAGCUUCUGCCGCGCCCGGCGCCACCACCACCACCGCCGCCGCCAACAGCGUUCCCUCUCCAGCCUCCACCUCGGUGACGGCAGCCUCGCCGGUACCUGGCGUGGUGAAGAAACAGCGCCCUCUACUGCCCAAAGAGACCACGCAGGCCGUUCAGCGAGCGGUCGUUUGGAAUCCCAGCAAGUUUCCGUCCUCCUCUCAGAAAUGGCAAAUAGAGAAGGUGCAGCGGCAGCAGCAGCAGCCGGGGGAGCAGCCGGCGGUGCAGUCGCAGAGCCAGGGUCCGGGGCCGGGGCAGGGGCAGACGCGAAGUCCGCAGCAGCUGCACUCGCAGCAGCAGAACUCCUCCAGCACCCGCUACCAGACGAGACAGUCGGUCAAAGGGCAACAGAAAGACCCUCCUCAGAAUGCGUCCUCGUCCUCGGCCCAGGUCACGUCUGGAAGCUCCUCCUCCUUCCUGUCCGGAGACGUUCAGAUCCCGACAGUCUCCGCCGAUGUGGCCGCAGACAUCGCUAAAUACACAAACAAAAUCAUGGACACCAUAAAAGGGACAAUGACUGAAAUCUACAACGAUCUUUCCAAGAGCACAUCGGGGAACACCAUAGCAGAGAUACGAAGGUUAAGGAUAGAGAUCGAAAAGCUGCAGUGGCUGCACCAACAGGAGCUGUCGGAGAUGAAGCACAAUCUGGAGCUGACGAUGGCUGAGAUGAGGCAGAGUCUGGAGCAGGAGCGGGAACGGCUGGUGGCCGAGGUGAAGAAACAGACGGAGGUGGAGAAGCAGCAGGCGGUGGACGAGACCAAGAAGAAACAGUGGUGCGCCAACUGCAGGAAGGAGGCCAUCUUCUACUGCUGCUGGAACACCAGUUACUGUGACUACCCCUGUCAGCAGGCCCACUGGCCGGAGCACAUGAAGUCCUGCACACAGUCAGCCACCGCUUCCCAACAAGAGUCGGAGCCCGAGCCGAACUCCGACCCGUACACCAAACCGGCGGGUCACUCUCCCGCCGCACAGUCGCUGCCCUCCGCAGCGGGGUCCAUAUCAGACAAAAGCAACUCUCCCACAUACAUGGACAAGAGUAAGGACAGUGUGGCGCUGACUGUCACCUAACCGCUACACUACUCCAACGAGCAGACUUUCGCUAACGCCUCCGUCUGGCUCCUGGAUCAAACAGUCAGCAUUAACAUUGGUGCUUGGAGGCAACAUAGACAAAAAAAAUCUUCCCCCCCAUUCCUUGACUGUACGUACAUCAGUGUGACUGCAGUGGUUGGUCUCCAUCAGCCCGUGUCCAGAUGGAUUCACCGUGUGAACUGUGUCUGUUGUGAGAGGUCAACGUGAGUCCGUGUGUUUUCUUACUGUGUUUCCGUGGUGCAGCCCUGUUACCACGUCAUCGUUUCUCCAUCAUCACUUCUUAAUGCUGCUUUCCAAACACUUCACGGUGGUUUCGUUUAACAAAAAAAAAAAAGAGAAAAGAAUUCAUGUUCUAUUACGUACAUUUGUAAAAUACAUAAACAGAUCAUAACCGUUCAGCUGCGUCACCACUGUGGGUUUUUUUUUUUCAGUAACGUGCGUUUCUUUACUUUUUAAUACCCAACAUUUUUUUAAAAUCAGUGGUAACUCUUUUGACCCAUAACCAUUUUGUAUUGUUGCUCCUCAUUGUAUAGACAUCCAGAAAAUGUGUGAUUUAUAAAAAAAAAUUUGAAAAGAAAAGAAAAAGAAAACUGAAAAAUGUAAGCUGUACAAAGAUUUUGUAAGAAGAUACCGGAACAAUAUUUAUAGUGUAAUAUGUUUUAUAGUACGUUUAACAAAGUCACAUUUCUAUGUGUCUAAAGUUAUUUGAAAAAAAAA